AUGGCUUCAUCUUCUUCUACAUCAACCACCAAACUUGGAAGAAAACAUCACGUCUUCCUUAGUUUUAGGGGAGAAGACACUCGUGUUGGUUUUACCAGUCACCUCAAUGCUGCUUUGGAAAGGAAAAAUAUCCUGACUUUCAUAGACGACGACCUAAAGCGAGGAGACGAAAUUUCCGACUCACUUGUUAAAGCAAUUGAAGGCUCCAAGCUUUCUGUGAUUAUUUUUUCCCAACUAUAUGCAUCUUCCAAAUGGUGCUUAGAUGAGCUUGUGAAGAUUCUUGAAAGCAGAAAACUUAGAGGACAGAUCGUUAUUCCAAUAUUCUAUCAGGUCGAUCCAUCCGAUGUAAGAAAGCAAAGUGGAAGCUUUGAAGAAGCAUUUGCAGAACUUGUGCAGAGCAAAGCAUUAGGGAUGGAGGAAGAGCGGUGCUACAGAGCUGCUUUAAAGGAAGCGGCCAAUAUAUCUGGGCAUGACUCACGGAAGUUUGGGUCCGAGUCUAAAUUUGUGGAGAAAAUUGUUAAAGAAAUCUUCAAUAAAUUAUGCAAAAUGUUCCCCAUUCACACCAUGAAUCUUGUGGGAACUGAUAAGCGCAUAAGGGAAAUUGAAUCUUUGUUGAAGAUGGGACUAGAGAUGCACGAUUUGCUGCAAGCAAUGGCUUGUAGUAUCGUUAGUAAAGAAUCUGAGAAUCCUAGAAAACGGAGCAGGCUGGUUGAUCCUGAGGAUAUCUACCGUGUAUUGAAGAAAAGAAAGGGAACGAAAGCAGUUAAAGGCAUAUGCCUUGACAUGCCUGAAUCAAUGGACAUGCAAUUGAAAUCUGAUGCCUUUGCAGGGAUGCGCUGUCUUGAAUUUCUCAUAAUCAAGGGAAAUAGAAGUAAAGUGCAGCUUCCUCGUCGUGGUCUUGAUUAUAUUUCCAAACAGCUUAUAUAUUUCCGCUGGGAUGGAUACCCUUCGAGAUCUUUGCCACAAAAAUUUUGUGCUGAAAACCUUGUUGAGUUUGACUUUUCUUGGCAGCAAGCUUGA
Dovyalis caffra is the source of this 1020-nucleotide messenger RNA. NCBI's taxonomy places the organism in Eukaryota, Viridiplantae, Streptophyta, Magnoliopsida, Malpighiales, Salicaceae. The record is from the annotation of a GenBank genome assembly.